Molecule: messenger RNA, 207 nt
Organism: Sparassis crispa
Lineage: Eukaryota; Fungi; Basidiomycota; Agaricomycetes; Polyporales; Sparassidaceae
Exons: 2
Coding region: 1-207 (68 amino acids)
Source: RefSeq, a predicted model, not a curated record
AUGGAGGCGCGUUUGCCAGAUCGGUUGACUCAUCCAGCAGAGCAGAGCGCCGUACGCGACUGGUCGGGCGUGCCUCACCGCGCAUCGCUGUCUUGCCAGUUCCGCUCGUGUUGGUGUAGUUCUCCGUCAGCACCGCCCCGUUGCUCCGUGUACGCUGUGUCGAACGACCUUGACAAUGGCUUCGUCGCUGCGUACGUUGUUGUUUGA